Messenger RNA from Arabidopsis lyrata subsp. lyrata, 963 nucleotides. RefSeq lists its product as uncharacterized. The record is from RefSeq and is a predicted model, not a curated record. NCBI's taxonomy places the organism in Eukaryota, Viridiplantae, Streptophyta, Magnoliopsida, Brassicales, Brassicaceae.
UCAACUAAUAUAUAGGAUAACGAUAGAAGGUCAUAAGAUUAAUUACUACCACUUGGUUGGAUAAAUUAUAUUCAUCAUAUUGUCGGUAGAGAAAAUCACAUUGUUCAAACUAAAAAACGCGUAUUAUGUUUUUUCUCUUAUAUAACCAAAUCAAGAAAGGGUUAUUUGGUUAUAACUUAGAUGUCGUUUAGCUAAUAAAUGUAGAAAUAAAAUAAUAGAGAAAGGAAAGUUAGUGAUGAAUGAUUGAAAUGGUGAAUGAUAAUUGAAGAAGUGGGCCACGGGAGAGAAGUAUGUACUUUUGGACUCUUCCUGUAUCCAUCCACAUGAAGUGGGCAUUGUUGUCUUACGGCCUAAGUUUGCGUUAGCUCUUGAGAAAUGAAUCUUGCCUUCUUGUUUAGUGACUGGUACGGCCCUAAUAAGUAACAGGACACUAUCAUUAGGGCAUAUAUAAUUACACCUACAAUAUAUAUAAGAUUACGUGACGAUAGAUCAUAGAUCAACAACAUGCAUGAUCCGUAUAGUUUAGUGAUCUCGUUACGUCGUUAUAUUAAUUGAUGAAAAUCAAAAACUGUUUUUUUUAAGAGGAAUAUUGAACUACUGGUACAGAAAUUUUACGUCUGGUUUAGACUUUGGAAGACCUUCACGAGAAAAUGUUAGAUGUUGGUAAAUGGAUAACGCAUGCAAAAAAGAAAUAGUUUAACAUACACGAUAAUAAUGAGAGUCCCUAAUAAUGAUGGCUUAAAAAAGAAGAAUAAAAUAAAUAAAAGUGGCAGUCAUAAAAGCCUAAGCUAGGAAAUUCUUAUGGUAGACAAGAACAAGAAGGGACACCUUCGAUGAGUAAAUCUGCCGCACCACAAUCUUACAUCAUUCUCACUCCUAUUCUUGGACCUCCAUUGAUAAAUAAUAAGAUACGAAAAUUAUUCUUUUACUAAUUGUGAGUUUGUUGCAAGUUUAGAUUCUUUA